Orbilia oligospora ATCC 24927 is the source of this 3081-nucleotide messenger RNA. RefSeq lists its product as uncharacterized. The record is from RefSeq and is a predicted model, not a curated record. The transcript has 3 exons. Lineage: Eukaryota; Fungi; Ascomycota; Orbiliomycetes; Orbiliales; Orbiliaceae. Bases 1 to 3081 code for a protein of 1026 amino acids. Gene Ontology annotation, molecular function: protein binding.
AUGGCCUCAGGAAUUACAACUCGUCGUAUGCCAAAAAGGCAAAGCUUGCUGCUACUAUCCGAGAUCGAUAAACACAAAAAUGAGAUCGAGUUUUUGUACUGCGUCGAAAACCUGUCUCUGAAGCAGGUAGUCGAGCACAUAAACAAGACGCACAACUUAAAUGGGAAAUAUCACCAAUACCGCGAUCGACUGGCGGCGUGGCGUAGUAGAAAAAAUAUAACAAAGGCAGAAUGGCUAGAUGUCCACAGACGCUUGAGUGAGCGGGAGCGACUAGGCAGGAAGUCCGGUGCCUAUGUGUGCCUCAAUAAGAUCACUAUAAUACCGGAGAAUAGGCUCAAGCGGGGCCUAGACCGACAUGUCACUGCAACAGAUAAGAUAUUCAUGAAAGCUCAAGAAACCGCCCCGAUAGUGGAAUGCCAAAUCAGUAUUCAGUCGCCGCCCUCCUGGAAUGACUUCAUACUCCCUAUAUAUCGGAAUAUCACUAAAGCUAUGUUGGAAAAUAUCCCAAUUAAAAUUACGGAAAAGUCGCUACUAGAAAUCCUUCUCCCUAUGGUCUCGCAAUAUCCCGAAGGCUCGCUCCAAGUUAGCACGAUGGAUACGAACACAUACUUCGUGUUUCUAAAAAGUGUGAUAUAUUCGAUAUCGAAUAAUCUAAUCCCAUUCAAAUUCAUCCACUGCAAACUAGAGGACAUAGACGAGCGCGGCUAUCGCCGACCGUUUAAAACUCUUCUGUCCCAAAAACUCACAUCCAUUACCGCAGCCUGCGAGAGGCUCAUGCCGAUAUUUUAUUCCCGAGGCGAUGAUGAGUUCAUAGAGCAUGCUAGGAAAUCUCAGCCCGGUUUAAUUUCAUACUUCUCAAUCAUUAGAGGCUUACUGGAAUUGAGUACCGAACCACAAGUCUUAGAAUCCUGGUCUUCAAUCGAACCCAACCGGGAUGUUGUACUCUUUUAUCCCUCUAACUUUUUCUCACCCGGCACAAUACGAGUCGAACCUUAUAAAUUCUGCCUAAGGGAAAUAUGUGACGAACUUAUUGAGCAUGGCAUACAACCAACGUCUCUGCUGGAAUCAAAAUUGUUCUUCCACCUUUGUUGUUGUCUUGAAGAUUUUGCGCCAUUUUUCCUACUUACUCCCCAAAAUCUAGUAUCAGCACUUGCGGUUCAACAUUCUGAGGAGCGAAUAAAAAGCUUGCUACAGAUACGUGAUAUAGCACAAAUACAACUCCUGCUCAAGGCUGGAUUCAGGCUUGACUACGGGCUUGAGGAGAAACUCUUAGGUGUAAUAAUCCUCAAACAUAAUAAAUCGACAAGAGAGUUUUGGUUGAAGCUGUGGAGGCGUCAACAAUGCCUAGUUUCAGGCCGUGUGGCUACAGAUUCUAGUGAUGAUGAUCAAAUUCCGAUUACGGACUUCAUUCAAAUAUUCCAUGGGGCGGUUCAGCAUAUUUAUGACCUAAAGGACAUAGAGAAACCCGAGCGUCAACGCGGAACUAUGUUUCGCUGGGCCAUGGCCACUGAAGAAUACGGAGAUAUCAUGAACGACCUACUAAAAAAUGACCUUCCUGAGGUAGCUCUUUGGGAAAUGUUACUCAUCGGGCAUCUGGUUACCCUGAGGCCAUCUUCUUUAAACCUCUUGUUGGAACUUCUCAGUCGCAAGUAUCCGAUGGUUUAUUUUGAGACGUACAUUUUCCACAUCGUCCAUCGGAUGAGAUAUCACCCCGAAGUGUACCUCGAGAUACAUUAUGGAAGGGAAACCAACUACAUUGAUGUUCUGCAUAUGCUCUUGUCACGAGGAGUCGACGUCAACUUCAACCUAGAUUCACUAAUCUCGCCUGUAUCAUAUAUGAUACAGGAAUGCAGUUUAUUCGCAGAUACAGGGUACCCGAAAGAUUUCGAGCUUGAGUCCAGUGUAUUGGAUUUACUGGUCGAGGCGGGGUCGGAUAUAAAUGCUCCGCUUUUGUAUUGUCCAGAAAAGAAUAUUGAUACAAAGCGCCUUUGGUACUAUCAACACCUCCGACCUGUAGACAUGGCAUAUUGGGGGGAUUUUAAGGAGUAUUUUUGCUAUCUUCUAUCCCAAGAUGUAUGCCUAGACAGGUUUCCAAUGAAGACAAUGGACUCACGGCGUGGCUGGAUCCCAUGUCCUCUAUUUAUCCAAGCGGCCCAUAACUGCGACCUUAAGUAUGUGUCUGAGCAUUGGAAUACUCGGAUGAGAUGGAGUGACGCUCCUUAUUUGUGUCCGGGUAAUUAUAGCCCGUUUCCGGAAAUUGAAAUGGAUGCUACUUGCGACAUUGAGGCCACCAAGGAGCUCCUGGACCUUAAAAAUCCGACCCCGACCCCGACCCCUGAAGAGCUGUUCAACCUAAUUGCGGUGCUUGCCGUAACAGAAGGACGCCGGUCCGACAUUACGGGUCCAGUUCUUACAAAAACAGAAAUCGAAUGCGGGUUUGCAUUGAUAUCUACGGCAAUUCAGAAUCGUUGGGUGAAAGUUGGUUUCGAAAUGCCCUACCGUAAUCGCUUCCGCUCCCCUUUAUGCUUGAGUAUUAUUUAUGAUAAUGUUAGGCUUAUGGAGCAUCUACUAAAUCUCGAAGCUGACCAGUUCAUUUACAAAGAUGUUGAUAUGUGGUGGCGGCGGCUGUCUGCGGUACAGCUGGCAGCAGGGGUGAGCGUUCGCCUUCUAAAGGCACUUGUGGCACGGGGGGCCGAUGUAAAUCAACCACCUUGUCAAUUUGCAGGAUCAACCGCCUUGCACGAAGCAAUUGAAAAGGGCAAGCUUUCCUGUUUAUCGUAUUUGCUAUCUAAAGGGGCAGAUAUACAUACUCUUGAUACUAGAGAGCACACAACCUUGAUCGACUUGAUAGGAGAACAACCUGUUCCAGGCAAAUCAGCUCUUGAAUACGCUAUUUUCAUGGGGAGGAUCGAUGCUGUAUCCUUGAUAUUACAAGCUGAGCCUGCCUGUCAGCCCAUGGCGUUGGAAUUUGCCCGAAAGCAUCACCAAUCGACUAUAGCGAUGUAUAUCGAGACUUGGGAACCAGGCUCACCCGAAAAUAUAACAGAAGAUAUCGAUGAGGAUAUUGAAAUGUCCCUUUGA